Dermacentor andersoni is the source of this 1203-nucleotide messenger RNA. RefSeq lists its product as uncharacterized. Gene Ontology annotation, molecular function: catalytic activity. The record is from RefSeq and is a predicted model, not a curated record. NCBI's taxonomy places the organism in Eukaryota, Metazoa, Arthropoda, Arachnida, Ixodida, Ixodidae.
AUGCGCGGCUACAAAACGCACAUUGCCCAAGGAAGGACCCGGACCGCCGUCCUCAUCAAGAAGCACUACACGACGCAGCAGCACCAAAUCAACCACAGAAUCGAACACACUCUGAUUGAGCUGGUUCCUCCCAAGAAAACCCUGCAGAGCCUCUACAUCCUGAAUGUAUACAGUCCUCCGCGCGACACACUAAAGGACUUGGACAAGUUCCUGAGAGAAGUGAAGAAAGUCACCAACGGUCAAAAACUUCUCGUGGUGGGUGACUUUAACGCUCCACAUGUGGCUUGGGGCUACCGAUCAACCAACAAGAAGGGUAUGGACGUGCACAACGCGGCACAACACCACCAGCUGACGUUGUGGACCGAUCCUCUAAUACCAACUAGAAUCGGCAACAGUGUCUCCAGAGACACCAGCCCAGACCUGACCUUCUCCACUGGCUUAAGGCAAGUCGAGUGGUCGAGACUGGACGAGACUCUGGGCAGCGACCAUCAUAUCAUCCAGACUGAAAUCAUGCACCACAAAACCCCUGUGAGAUUAGGUCAGGCCAAAAUUACGGACUGGCCUGCUUUCCGGAAAGACGAACACCCCAGAAGCCUAGAGGACAUCGAGGAGUGGACCAAGAACGUGAUGGACUUGGUUACCAAGUACACAAAGACCAUCCAACUCACUGCGGACAAUCCCGAAGUCGACCCACACCUACUUCACCUCUGGGAGGCGGAGGAGUAUGCUGAAAAACUCGGACGUCAGAACUGGAAUCAAAUGUGCGACCAGUUACAGGGAACCCUCAGCAACCGAAAGACCUGGGCCAUUCUAAAGACCCUUCUGGCGAAGACGGAAUCAAAAACUGUCACGGGGCAACACAUACAAAGACUUAUACACAACUUCCAGGGAACUGAAGAAGAAGCGCUCGAAGCCAUCACCGAGAAAUACAUCGGAGACGAGCAACAACGGAAGACGCAGCCGGUCAUUCACCCGGAGUACGAGGGGGAACCCAAUCCGGAUUUAGACCAACCUUUCACCAAGUCGGAGAUCGUGGCAGCCUUAAGAAAUCUCACAAGAAACACGACGCCCGGCAGGGAUAAAAUUAACAACAAGACCCUCCGUAACCUGGACGACGGGGCAACGGAGAGUUUACUAACGUUUAUCAAUGAAAGCUGGGAGAACGGCAGUAUACCGGCUUCCUGGAAGCACGCGGACAGAUAG